AUGGGCUUUAUGGGAAGUAUACAACACACUACCAAUACACAAGCAGAACUACUUGCAAUGCUGAGAAGACUACAGAUUGCUGAAGAAAGACAGUUUUCGCCUCUGGAAAUCAAGACAGACUCUACCGAGGUAGGACGAAGCAUUAUUGAACUUUCUCAUACAGGCCUUCAUCGUGUUCGCGAUGUGUCAGGCUUAGGUGACCUUCACGUUUGCGUUCGUCGGCUCGCGUUCGCGGAGCUUCAUCUCCUAGAGCCUUCGCGUUCGCGGGCCAGUGGCCGCGUUCGCGUAGCACAAGAUUCCCUUCCCCCUGCCCAGGCCAUUAGCCUACGUGUUCGCGAGUGCCUGGACGCGUUCGCGAAGGGUACCACUUGGCUUAAAGCCUUGACCUUUUCCAUUAUAACCAGAGAUCGUUUUUCUGAUGAUGAUUCCACAAAUCCUUUGCUAACCAAGCAACCCCACGAGUGCGUGCCGACUGUUGAAGUUGACAGUUUCACGAAUCCUACUUUAGUAGAAACAGAGUUCCCGUUGUUGGCUACACAUCUCCCUUAUACUUGCUUACCACCAUCUAUAUUAGAAUCUGAUUGCAAAAUCAUUUACAUAUGUAGGGAACCAAAAGACACUUUUGUUUCUUGGUGGCAUUACAUGCAAAAGGUUAAAGAAAGCGCCGAUGCAUUCAAAGCAGAGGUUGUUCCAUUCGAACAGGAAUUCAAGUGGUUUUGUGAAGGCAAAUCGUCAUGUGGACCGUACUGGAACCAUGUUUUGGAUUACUGGAUAGCAAGUAGUGUAGAUAGACCAGAGAGAGUGUUCUUCUUAAAGUAUGAAGACUUGAAGAGCAACACGUUGUGCUAUGUAAAGAAAUUGGCGGAAUUCAUGGGUAAACCAUUCUCUACAGAGGAAGAGAAUCAAGGGGUAGCUGAAAAAAUAGUGGCACGCUGUCAUUUUGAAAGUUUGAGCAAUUUAGAGGUGAAUAAGAGCGGCUGGAUUCACCCAAAUACUUUUAGAGUCAAGAACAGUGCGUUUUUUCGAAAAGGAGAAAUAGGAGAUUGGAAGAAUCUUUUGACUGAGGAUAUGGCAAAAUCAGUUGACCACAUAACGCACGAAAAAUUCCAAUCUUUGGGCUUUACAUGGAUCCCUGUUUCAACAAAUGAGUGCAAGAACAAUGCAAAAGAUUAA
This is a messenger RNA of Nicotiana tabacum (common tobacco), 1173 nucleotides long. Its product is annotated as flavonol sulfotransferase-like. The record is from RefSeq and is a predicted model, not a curated record. NCBI's taxonomy places the organism in Eukaryota, Viridiplantae, Streptophyta, Magnoliopsida, Solanales, Solanaceae. Gene Ontology annotation, molecular function: sulfotransferase activity.